Messenger RNA from Cryptosporidium ubiquitum, 11532 nucleotides. RefSeq names its product WD repeats-containing protein. Gene Ontology annotation, cellular component: cytoplasm. Lineage: Eukaryota; Apicomplexa; Conoidasida; Eucoccidiorida; Cryptosporidiidae. The record is from RefSeq and is a predicted model, not a curated record. The transcript has a single exon. Bases 1 to 11532 code for a protein of 3843 amino acids.
AUGAGGGAUUGCAUUGAGGAAAGUGGAGUAAAUGGUGUGAAAAAUUUGAUCAAGAAAUUUGUAAAGGAGGACCCUCCUUCUGUGAUUUUGCAGUCCAUCCAAGGUAGAGAUAAUUUGGAACUAACAGAAGGAAGGCUUUUAGUGUCUCAUAACACCAAAUUAAUGGCAAAUUUGACUACAGAAGGUCAAAUUAGUGUGUUUUUAGAUACAUCGGGAGGCGAGAUUGAGAGUUUUGAUACUAGACAGAAAGACAUUGCUCUAAAGGAAAUAGAAAUAUACUGUUUAAAAGGGAGGACUGAAUCAAAAACUGUAAUAUCAGAGGCUAUUUGGUGUAAAUCCAUUAUUAGAGAGGAUAAUCUCAGGGAGUUCGAGAUUACCCCAACUUUGGUUCUACUUGAAAAAUCAACAGAAAGCAUCGGUGAAAACAACAAAUGUUUGUACUGUAAAAAACAUUCAGAAAACCAGUUUUUGACUAUCUUACAAUUUUCUAGAAUAGGUGACUUUGAGGACGAAGGAUAUGAGGUUGUUGAGUUGGAUGUAAAAGUUGAUUCAGAAAACGGGAUUAACUUUAAUAAGCCGGUAUCUAUUGAUUUGGAAGCUUCCAGAAGUCAGAAAACACAUAGCACAAAUCACACGAAGACAAAAAUCAGGUAUUCCAGGAUUCCAAUUAAGUAUAUAUUUGAAACUUUUUUUAAUAAGAAGGUAGAGUUCUCGGAAUGCAAUAAAGCUUGUAAAGGUUGUUUCUCAUUUAAUAAUGUUCAAAUUUUUGUUGAUAACACUAUGGAAUCAGGAUUUGUGAUGAUCAUGGCUAAUAUGGUACUAUUCUCUUUAGACUUUAUUGAAGGCCGUUCUCUGGUUCUGAAUAGAAGGUUUUUGAUUCAAGAUUUUCGGAAUCCUCAAAUUCGGUUUUCUGGUUUUGUAUUAAAAAGUGGAUGGCUUGUCUCAAUUUCAUUUGAUACUUUUGAGUUGUUAAUUUGGAAUUACUACCAAGGAAUCGCAUUUAGAAUGAUUAAGCUAAAUAAAGAUUGCUUUGAUUUUUCAGCCUCAGAUAAGGAAAGAGUUGAUAUUUUAGUUAGUCUUUCAUUUGGGGGAGAUUUAUCAAAAUUAUUUUUGGUAUUUGAUUAUCUUAAUGGUGAUGCUUUUAAACAUCCAAAGCAAGUUGGAAUAUUUAUGAUUGAUUUAAAUGUUGUUUUUAGUCAAAUUUUGUGUUCUUAUUGUAUAUUAAAGUUCUUGUUUGACAUAGGAGAAGCUUCAGAGAAGAGAAUUCCUGACCCAGGAAUAGAAUUGAGAGAAAAGUUGCAAAUUAGCUCUGGCAGUAUACCUCAUGUUCAGUUAUAUGGUGAGUAUUCAUCCCUUACAGUUUAUCCAGAAGCCUUUCAUCUCGGAGAAGAACUCAAAGCAUUGGAUAGAAUUAUAAAGUCUCUUUCUGAGGAAUCCAGUGAAUACCUAGAUUCCACAGAUUUGACUAAAAGCUCAAAUCCAAGAUUAGAUUUAACCAGAUAUGAGUUCGGAUGGCCUCUUUUGUUCAACAGAAGUUGGUUUUCUGGUGAUUUAUUCUGUAACUAUAAAAUGAAUAAGAUCAUCGUUUCUACUAUUGAAAAUCUUAUUGAAAACAACAAUUCAGAAGAUUUAAUUGAUCAUUUUGAAGAGUUAAGCAACAAUAUGUAUUUGGAUAUUGUUUAUAGUCCUUUAAAAAAGUCUUUGGAAGGGUUUUCCGAUCUAAAAUUUUCAGAACCUGUAAAUAACAGACAAAAAAUUAAGAAUUACUCAGAUUUAAUGCAAAUUAGCGAAACUUUUUGCAGUUUUGAGGACAAACCAUUAUUGCAAAAAUCAAGCUUUAUAUACGGUCAUUUAAUUUCCAUAUCUACUGAUGAACCUCCUAAUAAUGGAGAAUCUCAAUUUGAAAUUGGAUUUAUUGACAUUAUUUCAUCAUCCAAUACAGUUUUGAUUCAGUUUUCUAUUACAGGUUUCUUUAAGAAGCAUAUAAGUUUUUGCAUUUCUGAAGAUAAUAAACAACUUUUUAUCCACCAGUUAAGUUUCAAAAGUGAGUAUUCUAUGAUGAUUAUGAGCCUAUCCAGAGUCAUAGAUUGCCACUACUUUGUAUUGAAGGAUGCUGAAACUGGGAAUUCAUAUAUUGGUUUGUUUUCGAAAACCAUGAGCUUACUUGGACUAAUUUACUCCAAUGUAAUGUGUCAAGAUAUUUGUCAUUUACAGAGAAUUUGUGAAUAUAAUAAGGUAGAUCCGUGUAUUAUUCCUUUAAUACAACUGGAAAUAGGAUUCAAACAUGAAGAUUUGAAAUUAAUAAGCCUUUCACUGGAAAAUACCCCAAUGAUACUUAAUAUAGUAAUUGUCAAGUUAGCCCAGAGUAUGUUACAAGAUACUAAAUUACACUUAUCUUUGGACUUUACAAAAGAAUCUUCCAAAUUAUUCCUCAAUUUUUGUCUGGAAAAAAUUAAAUAUUACUCAGAGAAUGAAUUGACCGUAUCAGAAGAAGAAAUAAGGCAAGGAGAAUCAAAAGUAGAUGAGUUUCUACAGGAGAUUUCUUACUAUUUGUCAGUAUUUAGAAGGCAUCUAAAUAUUAAUUCAGAUUUAAUGACCCAUGAAAAUGUUAAGAAUCAAAACAAACAAGAGGAUGAUCCAGAUCAUGAAUCAAUUGACGAAGCAAUUGAAAGAUCCAAUGUAGGUGAUUGCCACUAUAAUAGUGUAAUUUUGUGCAAAAAUGAAACAUUUAUUAGAGACCAGGUGAUAAUGGGACAUUAUUCUAGCUUGAUUGACUGGUAUUUAAAGAACAGCAAAGAAAAAAACCCUAAAUUAUUUAGAAUAGAGGUUUUACAUGAAAUUUACAAGCUGAUUUGUACUUUAAGUACCAACUCUCUGACAUUAUCAAUUCAUAUGCUGAGACAAAUUGGUGAGAAUACAACUCAGUACUUAAAGAGUAUUUUGUAUCAUACAAGUAGGAGAGAAAUAAGGAGAAGGUUAAUUAAUCACUUAAGACAUUUUGGUGUUUUGGAUGAUGAUGAUAUUGCUCUUAUUCAAUUCAAUACUGAAUUGGAAAGCUACUAUCCAAACAAUUGCUAUUCUGUGGAACGAAAUAGGGUGUGGACAUCCUUAUUUACUUACUCUAUUCCAUAUAAUAUUUUAUCAGAUUGCAAUUUGGAAGGAGAAUUCAAAGCUAACACUGAUAAUGAAUGCACUAUGCAGGAGGAUAUAGAUGAUGAAAAGCUUGGAAAUUACUGCCUUUAUUUGAAUGAUAAUUUAGAUAACUACUAUUUCUAUGGAGGGAUUGAUCAGGGAAGCCAUGUAAACAAUCCAAUUUUCUCUGCAAUGACUUACCCCUUUGGUGGCCUACAGGCUUUAAAAACUGGAUUCAGAAUAAACAAGGAGUUUAAUCUACAGUAUUUCGAGGAUUUAAAGAAGAUUAUAGGUGUGACUAGCAUAUCGGCUAAAAAGUUAUCAAAAAACAAAGAUGAUAGAUAUAGAAUUGAAAAUAAGGAGAGUAUUGAAAUAAGUAACAGAGACCUGUUCUAUUCUAACUUUUCCACUGAAGCUAUUUCUGCCUGGGAAAACCUAAAAUGCUGUGAAAUAGAAGACUAUGAUCUAGAAUUAAAUAGCCUUUAUGUACAGGGUGGAUCUAAAGAGUUUGACACUGAAAAUGACAGAAAUUCAAGCAACAAUAUGAAUAAUAUGAUUUCAAACAUUCCAGAACAAGAGGGAAACGAUUUCAUUCGACUGAAUAACGGAAGAUUAGUUUCUAUUAAGAAUUCAAGUUGUAAAUAUUGUUUGGAUUUUAAUGAAGAUGAGGAACUCGAAGUCGAAGAGGAAUUGCUCAACUAUGAGAAUGAAUUUGGGCAAUUGUUUGCAUCCAGAAAUAAUUCAAACGAAAGUUUCUCUCUAUCUUCUCAAAAAGAACUUAUGUCAUCAAGCAAAUCAUUAAUGCUAACUCAAAGUCAAAUAUCCAAUUCCCACGAAAAGAUUCAUACAAACGCACUCAUUUUUGGAGAUCAUAACUCUAAAAGAGGAGAUCUAACAUGGCUCAAACUCCGUAGACAAAGAAGGGAAAUGAUGAAUGAUAAUUUUAAUAAUAUUGGUUAUUUGAGCCAUUCACUCAAGUUUUUGAGUGAAUGGUCAUUUGACGUUUCAAUCAGAAUAGUUAUUGAAAAAACUCACCUUCAGAUUUGUUUUGUUUGGAAUAGAUUAUUAAGGGGAUUUCAAACUCCUCCAAAAAGGAAUGAAGCUCUGGUAUAUUCUCUUUUGAACUUAAUGAUCAAGAAGACUGCAAGGCAACUUUCUAAUAACUUAGACUCUGGAAUUUACCUUGAAGUUGCAAAGAAAAUAACUACCAGUAUUUAUAUUGCAGUGUUUGGGUUUAUAUUCUCACAUUUUGAGUGGAAGAACAUCCCAGCUUCAAUCAAAUAUCUGGAUAAUACACUUUUCUUAUUGCUCAAAUAUUUUGAUUUGGAGGAUUCCUACAAGUAUGAUUUACUCAAUGAAAUUAUUAGCCUAAAUUUUAGGUACAGUCCAAGAUUUAUUCUGGAAAUAUUUUUAAAUUCACUAGAUUAUUCUGGAAUUAUUCCAAUACACCACUUAAAGACUGAUUUGUUGCAACAGAAGAUCAAUCAAAUUGAAAUAGAUAGAUACAAGAACAUUAAAUUUGUUAUUGAUAAAUGCACUAGAUAUGGAAACAAUGGAGUUUAUUUGUUUAAAUAUUAUUUAAUGAGAUCCAAUGAUUUCACAACUAAAGAUUCCCUCCAUACUUUCUUGUCAGUAAUAGAAAAUUCCAAGCAAUCUAAUAAUAGAGAAGAAGACAAUUCUAAUCAAGUUGACUAUACUGAUUACCUUAAUAUCAUAUACAUUUAUCUAGAUAGAAAGCAGGAUAUAAUUCUGCUUUCUCUAAAGCAGACUUUUAAGUCUCUGAAAUCAAACAUUGAUCAGGAGAUUUACAAAUCUCUCCUAUAUGGUUGUUCAAAUAAUGAAAUUGAGUCUCAAAACGAAGAAUUCGAUGAAGUUGAGUUGGAAAAAUCUAUUAGUUCAGGAUUCAUACUAAAUAUUUUAAUAAAGUACUUUAAUAACUAUUAUGAAAGUAUAUCUGAACAAAAGGGAGAUCUCGACCAGAAAAGCAUGGACCAAUCGGAUUUUAGAGGAAAAGAUAAAAGGAUCAAUAUAUCUCCAUAUUACAUACUUUCAAUUUUGUUUUCACUUGAUAUACCAAGAAAGGAAAUCUAUAACCAAGAAUUUUUCAAGUUUCUAAGUAAAUUUUUCCCCUCUCUACUCCAAGUUCUUGAGAAAACUUUUUUCAAAGAAAAAUUAUCCAUGGAUCAAAUUCAAAACAAUCAUGUUAAUGAAAACUUGGAUUCUGACUCCUCCCCCUCGUUCAACAUCACUCAGAUAAUCAAAAUGACAGAUAAAGACUCGGAUUCUCUAAUUAAAAUGAUGGAGUUAUAUCCAGAGUUAAGAAAGAAACUUAAAGAAAAUCCAAAUAAUACAGAAGAGUUUUUUGAGAUAUUUUAUCAUAAUCUCAAUAAACUGGCAGAGGAAGAAGAGUUAGGAAAAUCUAUGGGAAUUUCUGAAGAUAAAAUGACCUUACCAAUAUUGCAUUAUGUAUCAAUGGGAAGACCAUUUUUCGCUUUUAAUCUUUUAUGCAUGAGACAUGCAAGUUUUCAUAAUAACUUGGACUAUAAAGAAUUUAAAAAGGAGGAUUUGAAAUUUCCAGAACUCUCAAUGAAGGAGAAGGUUGAAAUUUAUAAAUCUGUAUACACAUUGGCAAUCAGAAAUUUCACAAGAGACACAGUUGUUUCUAGCAGUAUAAUAUUUAUCUCCAUGCUAGAAUUGUCUACAGAACUUUUAUGUACUGAUAUAAGAGUUGCGAGAUGUAUAUAUAUUCAUCAGAUUCAUAAGAAAGAUGGUAUAAGUACUUCUAAAGUAAAUUAUGACACCCAGGAAAUGGAUAUUAAAAUAGAUUCCCAGAACACUGGAAAAAUUAACGAGAUUUGGAAAAUGUUUCUUAAAUUUGGUCCACCAAAAAUAAGCUCAUACCUGGAAAACAACGAUGAUUAUCAUGAACAAGAUAUUCACAAAGAAUUCCAAGAUAACCAGAAAUAUUCGAGUUCCUUAUUUUUAGUCUUGAAAAUGCUUGAGGAGGCAGCUUGGGCAACUGGAGACAUCAUUACUGGAGGGAAUAAUGAAGAAAAUGACUCAUUUUUAGAUCAGUAUGAAACUGAUCAGGAUGGUAAAAGCAUUGAAAAUGUUGACUUGCUUCCUCACACCCCAAUUUGGCAUUUAGUUGCGACUUUCUGUAGAAUUCAUGGCUUACCAAGAUCCUUAACUUUAUUACAUGAAUUAGCCAGAAGAGGAGAAUGGGUAGCAUUUCUACAAGAAUGUGAUUCUCAGAAAUGUCCAUUAGAAACUGUAGGGAAUAUUAUUAAUGAGUAUAUGUCGGAGAAUCCAGUUUUGAAGCUGCAUUUAAAGAUUGCUUUAAAUAUUAACGAUAAUAAUGAGGACGAGAGAAACAAUGAAUUUACGUAUGAAUCUAACAAGGAAAGUGAUUACAUUAUUAAGUUAGUCAAAUGGGACAGAUUGUUUUAUACUUUGAGAUUAGAUGAUAAAGAAUCGGAACUCGAUGAGAUGAAGAUUCUUGAGUUUUACCACUGGUCAGUUAAAGAAGUCUUUAAAGAUACUAUACAGGAGAUGAGUGUAAACAGGAUUUUUCUCUACUAUUCACUUUUUGAAGAACAUUACCUUAAUCUGGAAAAGAAAUUUCCAAAUUUCAAAGGGAAAAUGAAAGAAUUAAUUAAUUCUUCAAUUAACUCUUAUUUAUUAAUAGAAUUGGUAAAUACCUUGUGUUAUAUUUCUAUUAAUGACAACAUUGAAAAUAUUCAAAAUAAUGAGACAUGGAAAAGUAUCUUUGAUUUUGGAUCAAUUCAAGGGUUUGAGAAUACAAACAAUUCGUUAUAUGAAAUGGAAAGUCUACAAAACUUAGUGGAACAGUUUCUAUACACAAUUUUCCAAGAUAAUAAGCUUGUCGAUACUUCUAAUUCUUGUGAAAACAAAAAUAACCAAAUAACAUUAGAUCAAAAAACAGAUACAGACAAUAUUAAUGAAAAUAUUGAUACUGAUGAUGAUAUGGAUACUGAUGAUGAUGAUGAUGAUGAUGAUAUUUUAACUGAGAGUAAGAGGGAUUUAUUCUUAAAUAUGUUUGUUGAAGAAACUAAAGAUACCAUAUUAAAGAUGAAUGACUUGAAGCUAAUUGUAACUUCUAAUUCUUUAGAUAUACUUUUCGAGACAAAUUUUGGUGUUAAGAAUGAUCAAGAAGAAAAUGAUUUAAAUAAAAAUAACCAAACUGAGGCUCUUAUAUACAAAGAUGAAACUACAAUAAUACUUUGGAGGUUAUUGUCUAAUUUAAAUGAAAAUGGAUUAUUAUCCAGAGCUUCUGCUUUGUUUUACGGAGAGUAUACUCAAGUAACACUUAUUUUCAACUCAAUAGAAUCUUUGUGUUCAUAUGAUGUGGAAGAAGCAACUGAAAAUCUGAAUAAAAUAUUAAUUUAUAAUGAAACUGGACUAGAAAAGGAUAGACAAAUUAUUGGAUUUCUCCCACGUAAAGACUUGGUUAGAGAUUACUUUGAGCAUGAAUUUUUGAGAUUAUAUGGUAAAAUAACAGUGGAAGACCAUAGAGUGCUUUGGAAGAGUUUAAGUGAGAUAAAUUUGGAUAAUAGGUACCCAGAAGAUGAGACCCUAUUUUUUGAAAUAGAAAAACAUGGAUAUAGAAAACAUAUUAUAGAUUUGCUAUAUUUAAAUCUAGAAGAUUAUCAAUUAACUUUUGAACAGUUUGAGAAUUGGUUAUGCAUACCAGAGAAGAUGCUAUUAAGAGAUUUUUAUAACUUAAAAAAGUAUGGAUUGCUUUUAAGGUAUUUGGAGGAGUCUUCUUCUGUAUCAUGCAAGGAAUUAUUGAAUGAUGAUGAGAUUUUGAUUUGGCUAGAAGGCUCGUUUUUGAGUGAGGUUGCAAGUGAAUUGGAUUUAUUCUCAACAAAUCUAAAUUUUAAAUCAUCAUUGAUAAGGAUAGAAUUUAUAAGAAGCUAUUUUUGGGUUGAAUUGAAGAAGUUAUCUGCUUCAAUUCAAAAAAUUUCUAUGGAUUUAACUCCAUUUUUCUUGGUAAAAAUUUCGAUUUAUUGUUGGUAUCUUAUUGAAAAGUUGGAAAGAUGGCUUUCUGCUUUUGAACAGGUUGUUUUGAUUUCUAUUUCCAUUCAUUUUAUAUUCGAGAUUUUGAGAAUAAUGAAUAUUAGGAAAUCAGAGGUUCAAAAGUCAAUGAGUAUGGUGAAGGAAGAAAGUGAUGGUGAAAGUAGAAAAGAAAUUGGGAGCGAAAAGAAUCGGAUUUUCGAAUUUAUUCCAAAAUAUUUUGAUAAAAAAUAUGUCCAAGAAUGCCUUAAAUAUGCAAACUAUAAGUUAUUUUUGUUACUUUUAUCUAAUAUUGGUCUCAAAGAAUUAAGACAAAAUAAAGCAAAAGAAAUCAUACAAGGGUUAAGUAAACUAAUAUCUCAGGGAACAAAAAAUAAACUGGAAGUUGCAGAUUUUGAGUUUGAAUUUAAUUUUGAAUACUUUGAUUUAAUAGAAGAGAUUUUCCUUUCACACAAAGAAAAUCCUGUUAUAUUCACUCCAUCAGGGUAUUUUAAUUUCAAGAAUGUGACUACAGAAAUCCCAUUCAGUAUUCAAAUUCCCAGCAAAAUUUCAUUCGAUGAUCAUCCUGUUGAUUCAAAAAAUGUAAAUAUCUCUGUUCAAAAUAUUGUGAAUUACAUGUUUGAUAUUGGCUUGGCAUUCAAUAUUGGGAUGAGAUUUAUUCCAAACGUAAGAAAUAAGCUGGAAGUCUCUAAACAAAGGUUAGACCGAAAAUUCAAAAUAUUUACUCAAAAACUAUACAACAGUGACUCAAAAUCUUUGGAAUCUCAUAACUCAAACUCAAAGACAAAUAAUGAAACAACGAAUCUCGAAAAUAGUUCAGCUUCUUCCCCAAUAAAUUUAAGCAGAAACUUGCAAGCGUGGGAUUCAAUCACAGAUUAUUUAAUUGAAAUGUACUAUAUAUCUUCUAUUUUCACAAAAGUUAUUUUAAUCUGGGUAUUUAAAGGCUUUAACACAACUAAAUUAAAUGACUCGGUACCUCAAGAAUUUGAGAAUAACAGAUCUUCUGAAAGAAAUGAUUUUAAUGAAUUUCUUAUAAAGUCAAUUAAAUGUUCAGAAUGUUCAUCAUCUUCUAAACAAUCACUUAAAGAAGGUAACACCAUUGUUUGGAGAAGUCUCAUGCUGGCUUUUAAUGAGAAUGAGGAACUUUCAUUAAAUAAUGUUACAUAUAGAAUGAAACUUCAAUCAGUUUUGACUUUGUUGCAGUUUUCUAACGAAAUUUUUCAGAUCUCAAAAUCUAAAUACUCAUAUUACAUAGAUAACAUUAGAGAAAGAGUGGUUAAAAUGAUUCAAGAUUCUCGUCUAUCAGAAAAUCAUUUCAGUGGAGAUCUUAGCAGCUUGGAUAGUUAUGAUGAGUCAACAUUAUUCAAGAUCUCUCUAUUUGUAAUUAGAUUGUUUUCUUCUAAUGAAGUUAUUCCACUUUUUAAAGAAAUUUUGGAGCUUUCCAUUCAAUUUGAAUAUGGUAAUACAGAUUCUGAAAAUAAUGAUGGUAAUAAUGCAACUUGCAUAAUUAAGUUUAAAACAAUUCAAAAGUGCCUUAAAGUUAUAUUAAUUAAUAAUGCCUAUAUAGAAAAAGAGCAAGUGGAUAAUAUGCUUGUUGAACUAAUUAAAGAGAUUAUUAAAAGAUUUCAUAAUAAGCCUUUUAUAACAUCAAUAUUGUAUCAAAUAUGUCAACUUAUUAUGAAUCCUGAUACAAUAAUUGAAUCUUUGAGUAAAGAUAUGGAAUUAAACCAAAUAACAGAUAGAAACAGAAUAGCUACGAUUGGAGAGUCAAUAUAUCUGCAUUUAGUUAGAUAUUACUUAGUAAUGAUAGAUUUUCAGGAUGAAGGUGUUUCAAAGAAUGAAAAAUAUAGCCAAAUAAUUAUUCAUGAUGCAAUUUCUAAAAUAAAUGAGUUACUGGCACAGCAUUCUAAACAACAAUUUGAUGAUGUAUUGUUUACAAACAUAUUAUUGGAAAUCCCUGAAAUUCCUUCACUUAAUGAGUUGAAUUCUACCCAAAUUGAUAAAAUUUUGAUGAAUCUUGAGUUGGACACCAAUGAUGGGACCUUAAAGAAUUCUAGUUCGCGUAUAUUACCUAGUAAUUGGAUCAGAGUAUUAAUUUCCCAACGUGUUCUAAGUAUAUAUAACGAAAGAGAAAUAGAAAAACAAAAUAAUAUUUUUGAACUAAAUAACAAACCCAACAUAAAUUAUAUUAACUUAAAAUUAAAUGGACCAGAUUUACUAGCAGAAUUUCUAGUUAGGAAAUGUCUUUCCAAGCAAUGGAAAACAUGUACAAAUUUUCUUUACUCCAAGUAUGGUCAAUAUGAUUUAAUUGUUGCAUUACAAGCUUUGAUUCAGUCAUGCCAGCUAUUAAAGCUUACAGAAUACCAACAAACUUUUAGAGUUUAUCAGAAUUUGGCUGGACUCUUCUCUUUGCAGCUUUAUUUUGCCAGUUCUUAUUCAAAUUUUAAAAAUGACUUAGAUCCCAAGUCAUACAAUUUUAAAAGGAUCCCAGACUUUCCAAACAAUGGAAUUAUUAGUGAGGAGACUAAAAAAAGCGUUUAUGAUAAACUUUCCUGUGUUAUUAAAAAGGACGAAAUAGAUCAGCUUUUUGAUGACUUAUACCAAGCAAAUAAUGUUAUUGGAGAUAAACCCUCAACACAGAGAGAUAAAUAUAAAUUUGAAACAGAAAAGAUUCGAAUUCUCAAUUUGGACUUGGUUGAAUUAUUUGAAAUAGUUUCAGACCCUCAAGUUUGUUAUAAUCCACCUAUGGUUUUGGUAAUUUUAAAUGGAUACGAGGCUAUUUAUGGACCUAUUGUACAUUCAAUCUGGCCUAGAAUACUAUUCAUUCACUCUAUAAUUCUAGCCAAGUUUGAUUUUUUAAAUGACUACAAAGACGAAUUUGGAGCCUUAGAUGAAGGUAUUUUAUUAUCAAUGAUUAGAAUAUACAAUAAUUCUUUGAAAAAUAAUUAUAACUUAGAAAAAAUAAAUGGAAUGACUUUUUAUGACUUCAUCAAAUCCGAGGAUAGUACCUUGGAAAUUGAUGAAGAUAGCGAAAAAAUCAAAAUUGAUGACAAAAACUUGACUUUUGACAGUGAUUCAGACCCUGAUCAGGACAAUGACCAAGACCUUAUUAAUAUUUACGACUUGGCCUUGAGCUGGAAUGAGAGAGAAAUCAGUGAGAAGCUUUCAAGGAUGAAAAGAGAGGAAAUUUUAGAAAAUUGGACAAAACUCAUUGAAAAUUAUAUAGACGAUAUACAACUAAGGAUUUCAGUAUGUAAAAUGGUAGAUGAGGAUGGGCUUUCAGAUGUGAUCUUUUCAAAUAAGAAACUAUUUAAUGACAAAUCUCUAUAUAAUUUCGAUUUAAGUAGUAAUAUUGAUUCUUAG